Esox lucius (northern pike) is the source of this 3609-nucleotide messenger RNA. Its product is annotated as beta-1,3-galactosyltransferase 5. Gene Ontology annotation, cellular component: membrane. NCBI's taxonomy places the organism in Eukaryota, Metazoa, Chordata, Actinopteri, Esociformes, Esocidae. The record is from RefSeq and is a predicted model, not a curated record. The coding region runs from base 1557 to 2672 and encodes 371 amino acids. The transcript has 2 exons. Gene Ontology annotation, molecular function: N-acetyl-beta-D-glucosaminide beta-(1,3)-galactosyltransferase activity.
UAACAGCUGUAUUUGCAGGGAACACUGUUGCCUUCUGUGAGGAUUGUUCUGGAUCUGACAAUGACAUGAAUAACUGUGUAGGAUAAUGUAAAGGCAUUCUGUUAAACAAGGAUGCGUAAGCCACAGGCAAAUAACACAUUUAAUGGGAAUAAAGUGUUCUACCGCUCAACAGGAUCAGUUAUACAGACAAGAGCCUAACAAACCUGUUGUCACAUCUAGCCUUAUCUACAAAAGCCUGCAAUAGUGGCACUAUUUUAUGCGAUCUAGUAGCAAGUAGCAAAUUAGGAACUUCCCUUCAUGUGUAAGACCCACCUAUUCACCAUCCUGACCACACAAAUAUUCUGACUACAUAACUCAUAGUUAUUUGCAGAUACUGUAGAUGUGGCUAUUUUAACGUGUUGUUGCACAUGCGUGAAGGAACUCAGAGGGCCAUGUGUAUCCUGUUGAUAUGACAAGCAUAAGUUGAAACUUGAAAGUAAAACUACGUAAGCCUGCGCACUUCUGACCCAACAUACAGCUUUGUUGUCUUACCGAGUAACGGCAUUAGAAAGAUUCAUGUUUCUGCGUUAUACAGUUAUGGUUAAUUUUCACAAUCCGCUAACCACGGUUUUGGGAUCAUUCACACAAUGGUAGCUUGGUCUCUUGAGGACAUGGAGAAACAACGGGGAAAUGAUCAACGCACACCACAUUCCUUCAGGUCAGCAUUUUGUUUAAUGUUUCACACCUUAGCACAUGUUCUAAUCAUGUGAUUUGAAUGCGAUGUUUAUCAAAUAACAACUUGGAACCUCACCCUAACACUAUAAACCACACUUCCCCUGCCCCACUCACACCAAGUCUGCCUUUUCAAGAAGUGACUUGAUAGCGAUUUUAUUACGAAGGAUUAUAAUAUGACUUUCUUCUUUGGUUAUCUCCUAGAGUUCUUGAGAUGAAUGCACAAACUUUAAGUUGUUCUAGGUAAUAGCUUCCAACUGAAUGAAUUAAAAUGUAGAUUGCAUCUCAUCCUCAACAACUCGUCCAAACUCAGACUACUGCAACUCCUGGCCCUUACUUACGUGUUUAUCUAUUUGACGAGGGACAAUAUACAUCAAAACACACAGAAAAAUCUUUAUGAUUCAGAGAAAAUUUCAAUUGAUACAGUACAUGACAAAACCAAAAUUAAAAACAAUAGUACACAUGGCAAUAAGUCUAUCAUUUGUUUAACCACGGUUUAAUUUCUUCAGCGUAAAAGCACUGACAUUAGCAUAAUAUUUUCUGGAAAUGGUUGUAUUGGCCAACACAUCUGACAGAAAAUGCAGUCCAGGCAAAAUAAAUUCUACUUGCUGGAACUACUGUGGUUAUUCACAGUUCCCCAUUCAUUAGCAUUCAUUCUACAGUUUGCAAAACAGUCAUUUCAAUACUUGUGUUAUUACACAGAGUUGCUCAAAGUUGUAUUCACCCCACUUGCACCUUUCUACAUUUUUCUGUUUUACAACUUUCCAGUGAAUCACGGAGUGAUGACAACACAGGAAGUAAACAUCUGUAACACGGGCAUGUGACCUUCAACCUCACCCAAAAGCAUGAUGGGGAUCUGCUGCAACCCAUUUACCCAACACGCCCUACAAGGCAACCCUAAUGCUCAGCUCCUCAGUACCCAACAAUGCAGUACUGAGGACAGCCAGCAGGAGCCAGAGACGACCCAGACCAAAAAAAGAUCAUGGUGUCGUAAGAGCUGGAUUACUCUGUUUCUGUUCCUGGUUGUGAUGGUUCUUGUGUGCUUGUUGGAAUACUUCAAAGACAUUAUUUUAAUUUGGAAGAUUGACCCAGUUCCAACACCACACAUGUCCGUCGAGACGCAGGAAAAAUUCCUGGUGGAAUACCCACAAAAGUAUCACUUCAUUUUAGACCUGCCAGAGAGAUGUCGGGAGGAGAACCCGUUCCUGGUUCUGAUGGUGCCUGUGGCGCCCUUUAACAGGCAGGCACGUGACGCCAUCCGCAGUACCUGGGGCAGUGAGAAGCAGGUCCUGGGCAAAGAGGUGCGUCUGUUCUUCCUUCUGGGACUGCCAAAAGGAGAGGGGGCAGAGAACCUCCAGGAGAAGGUGUUGGAGGAGAGCAUAGAGCACCGAGAUCUGCUACAGAGCGACUUCAUAGACUGCUACAAAAACCUGACCAUCAAGACAAUGGUGAUGAUGGAGUGGCUGAGCUCUCGAUGCCCCAACGCCUCCUACGCCAUGAAGAUCGACUCAGACAUGUUCCUCAACGUGAACACCUUGGUCAGCAUGCUUCUUACUUCUGCAGAGAAGCAGAAUUACAUGACUGGACAAGUGGCAGUUGGUGCCGCAGUUCUAAGAGACCCUAACUCCAAAUGGUACCUUCCCUGGGAGGCUUUUCCUGAAUCCGUAUAUCCACCCUACGCUCUGGGCCUGGGCUACGUCUUUACGUUGGACCUCCCCGGGAAGCUUGUGGAGGCGUCCAGGCAUGUUAAAGCCGUCUACAUAGAGGAUGUGUAUCUGGGUCUGUGUAUGAGACACCUGGGCAUCCGUCCUAAAGAUCCACCCAGUUGGAAACUUUUUCAGGGGUACACAAGCUAUCCGAGUCGCUGUCAUUACAACUAUGUUAUUACGACCAUCCUCUGGAAUUCUCAACAGCUGCUAGAUGUAUGGAAAGAAUUCAAAAGACCAGGGGCUGCCUGUUGAAGCACCUUCGAUGGAUAAUCAUGUUUGGGAAGGGCUAAUCCAUGUUUGGGAGGGGGAAACCUCUGACAUCUUGAAUCACCCCUCCACACCCCAGUUCGAUGUUGAACCAAAUGUGAUAUUUGAUCCAAAAGUGUUAAGCGUAUAUUUGAGGCUGUUAGUCUAUAUAAAUAUACGGUGCAAAGGUUUUGGUGCAAUCAGAACCUUUGAGAGCUCUUUAUUUUUUACUCUAAAUGUUUGCUGUAAUUUAGUUCUAAAGUAUAUUAUCCUAUUAUCGUACAAUGGAUGCUAGCAAUUUAGAAUGCUAGCAUCAAUUGCACCCUUUAACCUUACCAUUUCACACAACACAAACGUGUGUGCUGGAAUGCCAUUACUGGUGACGUGUUAAUUAUUAAUUCAGUUACCUUUUUUUAUAUCGUUUUUGUUAAUAGAGAAUGAAACGUCAUUUAUAGAUGGAGACAAUUUUUUUAUUGUUGCUGGCCCACAACAUCAAGGUUGUACAAAGGUCAAUCUCAGUCUCGGGACUUCAAUCAAAAGAGAAAAACUAGGACUAUGAAAGAUGUUGAAAUCUUUCACACAAUAAAAAAAUGAAAUACUCAGUAACAUGUUUUAUGUUUCAGAAAGGAUGGUGUGGUUACAAAAGUUGUUAGCUCCCUUUUGAAUUUGAGCCCACAAUGUGACUCAUUGUUUGUUGUUGUUUAUUCUUUGCAAUCACUUUCUCUCAAUUUCAGGAAGGGAGCCAGUACUUCUUGAGUUGACUGUAGUUUUUUUGGUCACGGUCAGUAUUCUUUUGGGGGGCUUUUGGGGUGUCCCCUACAUAGGGUCUGUUGGGUCUUUUGGGGUGUCCUCUAUGUUGGUGUCACAUCCUGGCUGUGCCCCUAGCCAUCUCUGUGCUGGGCUCGGGGCAUAGCCCUUUUUUUGUUUUCCCCAAUUGGAGGCA